Rubroshorea leprosula is the source of this 453-nucleotide messenger RNA. NCBI's taxonomy places the organism in Eukaryota, Viridiplantae, Streptophyta, Magnoliopsida, Malvales, Dipterocarpaceae. The record is from the annotation of a GenBank genome assembly.
GAUUGCUUAAUUUUUCUUCAUUGUUCACUACACUCACCAACUGUUUGUUGAAAUUCCUGAGAGAGUGUUCCAUUAUUUGACCCCUUUUAUUCAACAGUGAUUGGGGUCAUGGUAUGGAGAUUUAAUUGCAGUGACAGUUUUAAUGACCGGGAUUUCGGGUCCAAUUCGUGCGAAAUGGAAUGGUUAGUGUGUGACGGUGGUGGGUGGCAAGGAGAAAAGUUUAUUGAAGCAUUUGGUAGGAGGCAACAAACGGGAAGGAGAAACAGUGUGCACGAGGUUGAGAUCGGUCGAGAUGGAAAGUCGGGUCGGGUAUAGACCCGUGUGUUUUUAGGGAAAACAACUGUUCCGGAAGUUGUUUUCCAAGAUUUUCCAAAGUUUUCUGUUGACUCUAAAUAUUUUUUGUUGACCAUAUUUUCCUAUGUGCACCAAACAUAAGAAAAUGCAAUAACAUUU